GGAGAAGGACAAGGUUGACAUGAAGCCCCCCAUCAGCUCCACGCCCCUGCCGACGCCUAUCCAGACCAGCCCGGGCAGCCUUCACGGUCUGUUCCGCCUGCCCGCGUCUUCGCCCCAGUCGUUGUCUCCGGACGCCUCCCGAGUGUGUGGUUCAUUCACUAGCAUAACGCCCACGAGAAUCCAGAGACCCACGCCCAUCCAUGCAAACACCCCAUCCUUCGCCCAUGCACAAUCCCCGGUCACCAUGUACCCUUCAGUCGACGUGCACACGUCCCUGCAAGCACUCAUGCACGCCCAGUCCCCGAUCCUGUCGCCGCCUGCCAGCCUGUCCAUUCCGCGGUGCCGCUCGCCCCUGCCUGCCCAUGCUGAGUCUCCGGCAGCGCCCCUCUCGCCCAGGACUCAGGUUCACGGCUCCUUCAGCCCACCACAGCACCAGCAGAGCCCUUCCAUCCACUCCCACUCUCCCAUCCGAGCACAGACGCCUAAGAACGACCACCACGACUCCGGUGCGUCUUCGGGCUACGGAUCGCCCGGCCUGGAGGAGUCGCCGAGGUUAUACGCCUUCGAGCCCGCCCGUAGACCCAUGCGAGAGGAAGAGGAGGAGGAGGACGCGGGCGUUCCGAAAAGUGUGUCACUGUACCACCACGCCCACGUCGAAGGCGCGGGCGAGCAGGCCGAUGACGAGAUGGAAGUCGAUCAGGAAUAUGUGCCUAAGAAGCUCCGUGUUUCCAAGAAGUACAAAGACAUGAUGGGCUCCUGCAGUGACAUCCUGUAGAUGUGUGCUUGCCCAUGUAAAUAUAUAGUAUAAGAAUUGAGUGGAUUUCAUGCGUCGCGCAGACAUUUUAAAGGGAAAACAUUUAUCUACUAUUAAAAAAAAGUCAAAUGUGUGAAUAUUUUCGUGUGUAAGCAACAGAGCAAAGAAGUUGCACUGAUUAUAAAAAACAGCUUUAUUUUUGCUAACAAAUUCCCAAGAUAGUGUAUUAUUUUUGUACAUGUUUUAAGAUUCCGUGGAAGAGAAAACGAUUGUUUGAUAAGAUAAUCAAGUCCAGUGAAAUGUGUCAUGUUAGAAAAAAUGGACGCGAAGCAUUUGCUAUACGAUUAUACUCAUCUAGAUUUAUGAUAAAUAAAAUAUUGCAGACUCAGCUCAGCAUACCUUCUUUUCCUAUCUACAUUUUCAUCAUUUCCUUUUCUCGGUAUAAGGAUUGAUAUAAAUUGAAAUACGACAUAACUGAUGGAUUUAUUUAUUGCUGAAGUGCUUUGGUAUUCAUUGUCAAAUAUAUUUUUCGAUUACUUAUAUAUAGCAGUUUAUUUCCGAAGAACUGUUCUCCAUCACUAAGUUACAUUGUUGAGAAAAUGGACAACAAAAUCCCCCCCAAAACAGCACAAAAAAGUAGUAAUGAUAUUUGAAAUCAAAAUAACAGGAAAAA
This is a messenger RNA of Penaeus vannamei (Pacific white shrimp), 1427 nucleotides long. RefSeq lists its product as uncharacterized. Gene Ontology annotation, molecular function: DNA-binding transcription factor activity, RNA polymerase II-specific; RNA polymerase II cis-regulatory region sequence-specific DNA binding. Lineage: Eukaryota; Metazoa; Arthropoda; Malacostraca; Decapoda; Penaeidae. The record is from RefSeq and is a predicted model, not a curated record. Gene Ontology annotation, biological process: regulation of DNA-templated transcription.